AUGAAGCCCACAUCAGCCGCGCUUCUCCUUCUCGCCGGCCAGGCCGUCGACGCCAUUGACUACAAUGCGGCGCCGCCGAACCUCUCAACUCUGGCCAACGGCUCUCUCUUCGAGACGUGGCGCCCUCGCGCCCAUGUGUUGCCGGUCUCGGGCAAGACCGGUGAUCCUUGCAUGAAGUACACCGAUCCCAAGACGGGCUUGUUCCAUGUGGGCUGGCUGCACAAUGACUCGGGCAUCACCGGUGCCACGACGGAUGACAUGGUGACCUAUCGCGACCUCAACGGUGGUGGACCUUCCAUUGUGCCCGGUGGUAUCAAUGACCCUCUCGCUGUCUUUGACGGCUCUGUCAUCCCUCGUGGCAUCAACGGAACCCCUACCUUAAUCUAUACCUCGGUCUCAUUCCUGCCCAUCCACUGGUCCAUUCCCUACACCCGUGGAGCCGAGUCCCAGUCGCUGGCUGUCUCCUAUGACGGCGGCCGCAACUUCACCAAGGUGAACCAGGGCCCCGUCAUCCCCGAGGCCCCCUUCGGUGUCAACGUGACCGCUUUCCGCGACCCGUAUGUCUUCCAGAACCCCCAGCUGGAUACCCUCUCCGAUAGCUCCGUGGGAACCUGGUACACCGUGGUCUCCGGCGGCGUGCACGACGUCGGUCCCAGCCAGUUCCUGUACCGCCAGACCGACCCGGACUUCCAGUACUGGGAGUACCUGGGUGAAUGGUGGCGCGAGGGCGUCAACACCACCUGGGGCGACGGCACCUGGGCCGGCGGCUGGGGCUUCAACUUCGAAACCGGCAACAUCUUCGGUCUGAACGACGAGGGCUACGACCCUGAAGGCGAGGUCUUCAACACCCUCGGAACCGAGGGAUCCAAUGCCCCGAUCAAGCGCGAGCUCAGCUCCAUCCACGACCUGCUCUGGACCGCCGGAAAGAUCUCCAACAACGGAUCCAUCAAAUUCACCCCCACCAUGGCCGGUGUUCUGGACUGGGGUGCCUCCGCCUACGCCGCGGCAGGUAAGGUCCUGACAGCCGACUCCCAGGCCUCGAAGAAGAGCGGCGCCCCUGCUCGCUUCGUCACCUACCCCUGGCUCACGGGCGACGAGUACGGCCAGGCAAAGCUAUUCCCCACUAGACAACAGAACUGGACCGGAACCCUGCUUCUUCCUCGCGAGCUGCACACUCUCAGCAUCCACAACGUCGUGGAUAACGAACUCGCGCGCGAGACUGGCGUGUCGUGGCGCGUUCAGGGCAAGUCGAAGUCCGGAACCCUCGAGCUGAAGACGCUCGGUAUCGACAUCGCUCGCGAGACCUACAACGCUCUCACCCGCGGCUCCUCUACCGACGAGUCGGACCGCAAGCUUUCCAACCAGUCCACCCCCGUCCCCUUCGCCAAGUCCCCGGAGAACAAGUUCUUCGUGCUGCGCGCCAACCUCACUUUCCCGCAGUCUGCGCGCAAGUCGGGCCUGAAGAGUGGUUUCCAGAUCCUGUCGUCGGAAUUCGAGUCCACGAACAUCUACUACCAGUUCUCUAAUGAAUCGAUCAUCAUCGACCGCAGCAACACCAGCGCCGCGGCGCAGUCUACCUCGGGAAUCACCACCUACAACGAGGCGGGUCGUCUCCGUCUCUUCGACGUUGUCGAGGAUGGUGCUGAGAAGAUCGAGUCGUUGGAGUUGACCAUCGUCGUGGAUAACGGGGUUCUGGAGGUCUUUGCCAAUGGCCGCUUCGCCUUGAGUACUUGGGCUCGGUCGUGGUAUGCCAAAUCCACUGGCAUCAAGUUCCUUCACAACGGUGUCGGCCAGGUACAGUUCAGCGACGUGUCGGUGUCCGAGGGCCUGUUCGAGGCGUGGCCGGAGAGGCAGUAA
Aspergillus steynii IBT 23096 is the source of this 1857-nucleotide messenger RNA. RefSeq names its product glycoside hydrolase family 32 protein. Gene Ontology annotation, biological process: sucrose catabolic process. NCBI's taxonomy places the organism in Eukaryota, Fungi, Ascomycota, Eurotiomycetes, Eurotiales, Aspergillaceae. The transcript is spliced from 2 exons. Gene Ontology annotation, molecular function: sucrose alpha-glucosidase activity. The coding region runs from base 1 to 1857 and encodes 618 amino acids. The record is from RefSeq and is a predicted model, not a curated record.